AUGAGAAUUCACAUUGGAAUAUUUCACAUAUUUGAUAUGGUUAUUCUAAGGAUUCUUGUUGUUUCCAUUAUGACAUUCACUAUGCUCUUAAUAAAGAUCAAUGCACUCAAAGGGCUAGAGAACAGUUUUGUUCGGGUUGUCAGAUUAGGCCAACCACCAUAUUCAUCAGCUUCUGGACCUCAUUCAAGUGUGGAUACAAUGGAAGUUACAGGGAUACAUAAAUCCAAUAAGUUGAAAGUUGUUCCUGAUGCUAUCAUUGGAGGAUAUCUAAUGGCUUGUGUUGUUGCUGUUUUAUUGUAUAUUCGAGUCACAAGAAAAAGAAGUGAAGUGCAUUCUUAG
This is a messenger RNA of Lactuca saligna, 339 nucleotides long. The record is from the annotation of a GenBank genome assembly. Lineage: Eukaryota; Viridiplantae; Streptophyta; Magnoliopsida; Asterales; Asteraceae.